Aspergillus ruber CBS 135680 is the source of this 1853-nucleotide messenger RNA. RefSeq lists its product as uncharacterized. The coding region runs from base 368 to 1657 and encodes 429 amino acids. The transcript has 2 exons. Gene Ontology annotation, cellular component: mediator complex. Gene Ontology annotation, biological process: regulation of transcription by RNA polymerase II. Gene Ontology annotation, molecular function: transcription coregulator activity. Lineage: Eukaryota; Fungi; Ascomycota; Eurotiomycetes; Eurotiales; Aspergillaceae. The record is from RefSeq and is a predicted model, not a curated record.
CGAAAGGGCCGCGCCUCUUCACUUCCUCACCACCAGUCAUCAGCACCCCAUCGCCAUUCCACCACCAACGAUUACUUGGUUUUUCGACACUUUGGUGUGGCUCCCGGUGUCGAAACUCAUUGGAAUGUGUGACUUCUAGACGGUCGUGCAACGUCCUGCUCGCCCACUGGAGCGAUUCUCGACCGGGCAUCUUUUCCCUUUCUCCCUCGCCCCCUCGACUUUCCUCCUCCGCCUUCUCCGCCUUGAUCAGUUUUUGGUGUCGACGAUUUCCAGUCUGGAUUGCCGCUUGCCGGAUCGCCUGGGCUUGGUUCGCUGUCGCCAGCGGUUCCUCUCCUCGUUUCCCUAUCCGCCCCCAGACCCGACUCCCAUGUCUGAUCGCGCUUCGUCUGCGACAUUUCGAGUUGGAUUUCCUUCACCUUCAUCUCCUUCCGUUGGUUAUUUGAAAGAAAUCGACCAACCGUACAUUUCAUCGGAUCACUUUCCCCAGACCCCGACAUCGCCUCCGUUGAUGUCGGUCAGCGCUCAGAGCCAUGCCAUUCACUUCGCAUCCUCGCAAACGUCACCUAGGCAGGCAACAUCACAGUCCGCAGACUACUCCUCAUUGCCUUCUUCGGAUCCGAUGUCUUCCCAGAUAUCGCAACAGCCGACCUUGAGCAGUACGACGACUUCCUUUCCGACUCCGGCUAGUAGUGUGAGUGGUCAUUUGGUGGACGCGGACAAGUCGACUGGUACUGGGAUGCAGGAACCUGGAUCAACCGCUAUGGCGGAUGCGGAUGCGGCCCUUACACAAACGCCCCCACAGCACACACGGACAGACCAUGACCGGGACAUGGGCGGGACCGAUCCCGGGACUGGAGUCCGCAAUUCUGCAAAUAUCGACGCAAUGGAGAUCGACAACAAUGACAACGGCGGUAGCAGCAAUAACGGGGGUGCGGCCUCGUCGGAGAAGAAUGGUUUCAAUUUAGAUUCCCUUCAAAGGGAAUUUACCUCGGCCUACCAUCUCUGCAAAAGCUCCCAUGUUGUGACUGGUCCAGACCCGUCGUUAGACCUUGUCUCACUGUACGGGCUCGGUCCGGCUGCGAAAUCAGUAGCACGGAUAGAUCCUGUCACGGGAGAUAAGAUCAACCGACUACGGAAAUCGUACGAAGGCAAGUUGAAAGGGCUUGGGCUGGCGGGCAGAAACAAGCCUGUCAAGAACGAGCCAGGCAUGCCUGGUAGUCUGAGACACCUCACCAUGUGGCCUGAAGAGGAAUGGCAGAACCAGAAGGUCUUUGGAAAGCAAAUCAAGGUUGCAGACAUGGAUUCGACAUUGCAACAGUUGCAGGUGAAAGCCAUGAAAUUGGAACCAGGCACCGUGCCCAACAACGAUUACUGGGAGGACGUGUUGGGUCAUGAGAAGCCGUCGAAAUACACGGGUGCAGGCGACGCUGGGAAAAAGACAGUUGCGCCUUCUGGGGGUGUUCGAGCGCCCAGUCAGCCGAACGGCAUACCCGCUUCCGCAGAGCUGGAGCGAAGUCGGCCCAGUCGCGGACAUAAGAGACGUUACGAUGACAACAGCUUUAUUGGUUACGGCGAAGGUUACGCAGAUGACGACGACGAAGGCGCAUUUUACUCAAACAGCGAAGGAAUCGGGAAGAAAAAGCGCAAGAAGGUAUGACGGGACUUUUUCUUGUCUCCGUAUAUCUUCUCUUCUUUUUAUUACUCGUCCGGCAAAGAUUGCUGAUGCUUUUGGUCGUUUGUUUCGGCUUCGUUUUCAAAAAAGGAUCACGUUCCGAAAGUGUCUACACCCUUUUCCGAGCGACUAGGGAAUGGCAUGUUUGGAAUUGGCGCCAGAUAAUCAAGAGGUUCAGCAA